AUGUCAACGUUUCGUCUAUUGACAAAAUUAAAAAAAAAUGUUAUCGCAGUUUUUACUAGAUUAAGUGAAAAUUAUAUUGAAAUUUUAAAUGAUGAUGAAUAUUAUGAUAUAACAAUUGAAGUUGGUAAGGAUCCAAAUAAUAACGAUGGUAUUUUGGCUCAUAUUAAGUUAUCAGAUAUCUCACCAGAAAUCUUUCAAAUUAUUCUAAAAUAUAUUUAUGGUGGUAUAAUUUUUUUUAAUGAACAAGAAACUUUAGAAAUUUUGAAAGUAUUGAUUGCUGCUGACAAACUUCACCUUCAAGAAUUAGUUGACUAUUUACAGAAAUAUUUAAUUGAAAAUAAAGUUGAAUUAAUGAAACAAAAUUUUGGACUUGUUUAUCAAACAAGUUUUAAAUCUGAUUCUUUAUUAGAUCUUCAACAAUUUUGUAUAGAUUAUCCUGAUACUUGGACAGAUGAUGAUUAUGAAAUGAUGAAAAAUACUUUACAACCCUGUUUACCGUUAAUUAGAUUUUUUAGUUUAUCAUCUGAAGAAUUUGCACAAAAAGUUCGUCCAUACAAAAAACUCUUAGGACGCCAACUUUAUGAGAAUUUGUUAAAUUCAUAUUUGGAUCCUAACAUUGAACCAAGUGAUAAUAUUUUACUUCCCAGAUACAAGAAUGUUGAUGGAGUUAUUGAUUCAAAAAUUGUUAAUUUAAAUAUUGUUUCUUUGGUUUCAAGAUGGGUAGAUAAAAUAGAUAUUAAAAGUAAAUUUGCUUAUACGAGAGAAUUAUAUUUAUCAUAUAAAUUUAAUUUAUUAUUAAGAGGAAGUCAAGAUGGAUUUACUCCUAAGAGGUUUCAUGAAUUAUGUGAUAAUAUAUCUCAUACUAUUACAUUCAUUAAAGUAAGAGGAACAGAAGAAAUUAUUGGAGGAUAUAAUCCUUUGAUUUGGAAAAGUUUGAAUAAUGAAUAUGGUGAAACAAAAGAUAGUUUUAUAUUUUCUUUUAAAAGUAAGGAUAACUUCAAAGUUCCAAUUUUGAGCCAUGUAAAUCCAAAGGAUAUAAAUGGAGCGUUAUUUUAUCAUACUAGAAGUGGUCCUACGUUUGGUCGUGAUCUUUAUAUAGGCGUAAAAGGAGUUGAUUCAGAUGAAUAUCAUCGUAAUUAUUGUAGAAAAUAUAGGUAUGAAAAAGAGAUAAGGAAUACAGAAGAUCUAUUCUCAAUAGAAGACUAUGAAGUAUUUCAAAUUGUAAAAAGUUAAGCUAUAUAAUUUGUAUUUAAUUUUGUUCUUAAAGCUAGUUGUACUUUGUAAUUACAGAUAGAAUUAUAUAAGAUUUUUGUAAACGUACAUUAUAAUAAAUUCUGGGCCUGGGUAUAAUGACUCAAGUUCCAAUUUAAUC
This is a messenger RNA of Rhizophagus irregularis DAOM 181602=DAOM 197198, 1372 nucleotides long. The record is from RefSeq and is a predicted model, not a curated record. Lineage: Eukaryota; Fungi; Glomeromycota; Glomeromycetes; Glomerales; Glomeraceae.